CACGCUGCGCCGCUGAAAACGUGCGAUUUUCGAUCCCGUCGAAUCGGCAGCCGUCUCUUCGUUUCGAAGAUAUCUUCGCGAUUACCCCAUACAUGUCGCGGACUCCAAUACAAGAGCUGUCAAGGCUCUGAUCUACAUAAACUUCUACAGGGCAAUGGACUCUUCUUUUGAGAAACAUGGCUUCGACGAGUCGGCAUUUGGGGACAAAGGCUUGUCGGGGCUGAGGACAUUCGACGCAUUUCCAAAAACAAAACCGAACUACACCUCCGCAACAGCCCGCGGCGGCCAAUGGACUCUCGCCCUUAUAAUCCUAUGCCUGUGUCUGACGGCCUCCGAGCUUCGCACGUGGUGGGCCGGGACAGAAACGCACCAUUUCAGCGUUGAACGCGGUGUGGGCCAUGAACUCCAACUGAACCUGGAUAUCGUCGUGGCCAUGCCGUGUCGCGACUUACACGUCAAUGUCCAGGAUGCGGCGAUGGACCGGAUCAUGGCCGGCGACCUGCUGAAGAAGGAGGACACGAAUUUUGAGCUCUGGCUGGACCCGCGCAAGUUGUUUCGGCUGAGGAAGAUGCAGCAGGGUAUAUACCACGGCCUGCACGAGGGGGACAGGAAGAGGAAGAAGGCGGAGGAGGAAGAUUCCCACGUCGGCCACGUCUUGGGACACAUGCGCGAGAACAAGGGCCGCAAGUUUGCCCGGUCGCCCAAGCUCCAGAAACACAUGCCGGUGGACAGCUGUCGCAUCUACGGAUCCCUCGAGGGCAACAAAGUGCAAGGCGACUUCCACAUCACCGCGCGAGGGCACGGAUACAUGGAAUUCGGCAUGCAGUCCCACCUCGACCACAACCUGUUCAAUUUCUCGCACCACAUCAACGAACUCAGCUUCGGCCCCCACUACCCGAACCUGCUGAACCCGCUGGACAAGACAAGCGACACCACCGAGGCACACUUCAUGCGCUACCAAUACUACCUGUCGAUUGUGCCCACGAUCUUCACGAAGCGUCGAGUCGCCACCAAGAGCGGCAGCUUGGACCCCGCCGCACUCCCACAGCCUCCGACGCUGGACAUGACGCCGAACACGCAGCGCGACAAGGACGGGGUCAUCCGCCACGUCCCGCACCCGGAGCAGGGCCGGGACACCAAGUCGAUCUUCACGAACCAGUACGCCGCGCAGUCCCAGUCCCGCGAGGUCUCGACGUCGACCGUCCCGGGCAUCUUCUUCAAGUACGACAUCGAACCCAUCCUGCUGAUCGUCAGCGAGAGCCGGGCGAGCCUGCUCGGCCUGCUGGUCCGGCUGGUCAACGUCAUCAGCGGCGUGCUCGUCGGCGGCGGCUGGAUGUUCCUGCUGUCCGAGUGGGCCAGCGAGGUCUGGGGCCGCAGGAAGCUGCGGCGGAGCGAGACCGGCCUCGGCGUCCUCGACGGCUUCAAACCCAACGGCGACGCAAAUGGGGAUCUGAAGCAUUGAGACUGCCCUCCCUCCGGAACCUAUCGUGGGAAAAAAUAGUUGCCGAGCUCGGCUCCUGUUGGCAUCUUGGGCACGAGCGCAAGUUUUUUUUGAGAGGGCGGUUUUGGGAAAGGCUAGGGGCCAGAGCGAACGGAAGCCACAGCGAGGAUUGGGGUCGAGUGCACGAGCGAUAUCAAUCCAUGAGGGAAUGCGAAUCCGAAAACACGAGCCCCCGUCCCGUCCCGGCUAUCGCACAUCUUGUCUCUUUUAUAGAACCCCCCCGGGGGCCUUUCUUCCGAUCAAGGCGACUGAAAGAAUCUACGAGGUCUACCUCGUACGUGAGCAGAGACCAACGCAAGUGGCGCCCACCGGCGGCAAGGCGAACAUUGAUGGCGAUACGGCGGGCUGUGCGCCGUUGGAUAUUCCUAGGACAUUUACAGGUGUUUUGAAAUCCCCAGGGGACGGAUCUCCGCAUACUAGCCUAGGGUGGGUGGAUGGAAUUGCAGACGGUACGGAACAGGAGCUUUUCUGGUGUUGUCCCCCUGAGCAAUGCAUAUCUAUUGAUUGACUGUCUGUCACACAUUUUGGCUGCUCCCUCAACCUUGUUCCCGAGAAAGUCAUUCCUACAAUCCAGAGCACUUCAUGCCUCUCUGGUCAUUCAUUUCCAUCGUCAGGUUGUUGGUACAUUGUUUCCCAUUCGUAAUCGCAUAUACUCCCAAUAUAAAAACGGCAGGCGUGAUUUCCUGCCAACGAACCAAGAA
This is a messenger RNA of Cladophialophora immunda, 2202 nucleotides long. RefSeq lists its product as uncharacterized. The record is from RefSeq and is a predicted model, not a curated record. The transcript is spliced from 2 exons. Gene Ontology annotation, cellular component: endoplasmic reticulum; COPII-coated ER to Golgi transport vesicle; Golgi membrane. Gene Ontology annotation, biological process: retrograde vesicle-mediated transport, Golgi to endoplasmic reticulum; endoplasmic reticulum to Golgi vesicle-mediated transport. NCBI's taxonomy places the organism in Eukaryota, Fungi, Ascomycota, Eurotiomycetes, Chaetothyriales, Herpotrichiellaceae. The coding region runs from base 155 to 1462 and encodes 435 amino acids.